CCUCCUCCUCUUCAUCUUCCUCCUCCUCCUCCUCUUCCGACCAGUUCCUCCUCUUAUUUUCCUCCAUCAAGUCUUCCUCCUCCUCCUCCUCCUCUUCAUCUUCCUCCUCCUCCUCCUCUUCGUCAUGGCAGCUAAGGAGGACCCGGCUGUAACCAAUUUUAGGGAAUAUAUAAGAUGCAAGACAGUCCACCCCGACCCUGACUAUCGCACCUGUACGGAGUUUCUGAAGCGGCAGGGGAAAGAGCUGGGGGCCGAGGUGAAGGUUUACGAGAAGUUCCCUGGCAACCCUGUGGUCAUCUUUACCCUGCCAGGCACGGACCCCUCCCUGCCGGCCAUCCUCCUCAACUCCCAUACCGAUGUUGUACCAGUCUACCCUGAGCAUUGGAAGUACGACCCAUUCAGUGCCCACAAGGACGAGAAGGGGGACAUCUAUGGGCGGGGGACGCAGGACAUGAAGUGCGUGGGGAUGCAAUACGUGGAAGCUCUCAAGAGGCUGAAGAAAAAUGGGAACGGCAACUUUUUACGCACCAUACACCUGUCGUUUGUACCAGAUGAGGAGGUCAGUGGUAUACGUGGGAUGUGCUGGUUCAUAAAGAGUGAGGACUUCAAGGCACUCAAUGUGGGCUUCGCGAUGGACGAGGGAUAUGCCAACCCAGGGGAGGAGUGCUUCGUCUUCUAUGGGGACCGGUGCCCCUGGCACAUAUGGGUGUGCUGCCCAGGUCAACCAGGUCACGGGUCCCAAUUUCUGCCCAACACCGCUGGGGAGAAAUUACGGCGCGUGAUCGACCGUUUCCUGGCCUUCCGUGAUGCCGAGGAGCAGCGGCUGAAGGAUGACCCCACGCUGAGCCUCGGACACACCACCACCCUUAACCUGACCAUGCUGAAGGGCGGUGUGCAGUUCAAUGUGGUUCCGGCGGAGCUUUCGGUAGGGUUCGACGUCCGAGUUCCACCGACGCAGGAUUUUGAGGAACUGGAGGAGCGCUUCCGAGGCUGGUGCCAGGAGGUGGACGAGAGCGUGACCUUGGAGAUGGGGGAACAGACGAAGAUCCCACAGACCACUUGUGUUGAGGACGGGAAGAGCUCCUGGUGGGAUGCCUUCGCUGGGGCCUGCAAGAAGGAGAACAUCAAACUCAUCAAACAGAUCUUCCCGGCGGCCACAGACUCCAGGUACAUCCGACAGCAAGGCAUCCCUGCGCUCGGCUUCUCCCCAAUGAACCACACCCCACUGCUCCUUCACGACCACAAUGAGUUCCUGAACGAAAAUAUCUUCCUGCGUGGCAUUGAGAUUUACGCCACCAUCAUCCCAGCCCUCGCCAACCUCAAGGGAUAAAGAGGGGCAGACGAGGUGAUAGAGAGGGGUGUAGAUGGGCAGGGAGGUGUAGGAGAGAGGCGACUGGUAUGUGUGUGGUGUGUAGAGAGGUGGAUUAGGUGACGAGGGAAAGGAGGGAGCUAUGUAUCGUAGAAAGGAAAGCGAUUUUUUAGAGGUGCAGAUGAGGUGAUAGAGAGGGGGUGUAGAUAAGCAGGGAGGUGACUGGUGUGGGUAUGGGUGUAGAGAGGUGGAUUAGGUGACGAGGGGAGGGAGGGAGCUAUGUAUCGUAGAAAGGAAAGCGAUUUUUUAGAGGUGCAGAUGAGGUGAUAGAGAAGGGGUGUAGAUGGAUGGGGAAGCAUGGAAGAAGAGGCGAUGUGUGUGUGUGUGUGUGUGUGUAGAAGGGCGCAGGUGUCGAGGGAAGAGUUGGAGCAGAGUGUCGUCAAAUAAGAAAUCAAUUAAACCAGAUAUAUUAAUGGGCAUUUUUUCUGGUUAUAUUUGUGUUAGUUUGCUUAAUGACCUCUAAAGUUCUAUCCUUUGUUAUUGUUAUUACUGUUAUAUUUGAUUCAGUUUACUUAUUAACUCACCUGUGCACUUAGAUAUAGUUUUACCUUUGUGUUAAUGCUUGCGUUAGGUCUGUACAAGGUUAUAACAUUUGCAAAAACCUAACCUAACCUCCCCACAAUUUAUAUUAACUAACUUACCCUUAUAAAUAGAUAUCUUUUUAUUUUAUAUGUUCCACCUUUCUCACAUAUUUCCAUUGGUCUGUACAAGGUCAUAACAAUUGCUCAAACCUAACCUAACCUCCCCACAAUUUCUAUUAACUAACUUACCCUUACAAAUCGAUAUCUUUUUAUUUUAUAUGUUCUCCCUUUCUCACAUAUUUCCAUUGGUCUGUACAAGGUCAUAACAAUUGCUCAAACCUAACCUAACCUUCCCACAGCUUCUACAUAAUAACUUACCCUUUCAGUUAGAUAUCUCAUUGUUUCUUACGUUCUAACUUGCUGUCUUAUUUUGGUUGGUCUGUACAAGGUCAUUACAAUUGCUCAAACCUAACCUAACCUCCCCACAAUUUAUAUUUACUAACGUACCCUUACAGUUAGAUAUCUCAUUGUUUCUUACGUUCUAACUUGCUGUCUUAUUUUGGUUGGUCUGUACAAGGUCAUUACAAUUGCUCAAACCCAAACUAACCUUCACAGUGCAUUAAACCAUUUCCGCCUUUGUAUGGAGUGACGGUGGAGAGUUUUAUACAUGCAAACAUCCAUAUUCUUACCAAUGACAGAAGGUGGUGGUGGUGGAGUUAAUAGUUAUACCCCAAUUUUCAUAUAAGAGGACCAAUUAGAGAAACAUUAAAGGAAGUGAUUGGAGAACUUAGAAGCCAAAAUUGCCCUUUACAAACACUGGUGGAUUAAUGUCGAAAAGAGAGUUUGGAGGUUAUUAAAUUAAGGAAAAUCCA
Messenger RNA from Eriocheir sinensis (Chinese mitten crab), 2762 nucleotides. Its product is annotated as aminoacylase-1-like. Gene Ontology annotation, cellular component: cytoplasm. The record is from RefSeq and is a predicted model, not a curated record. Bases 125 to 1330 code for a protein of 401 amino acids. The transcript has 11 exons. Gene Ontology annotation, biological process: amino acid metabolic process. Gene Ontology annotation, molecular function: aminoacylase activity. NCBI's taxonomy places the organism in Eukaryota, Metazoa, Arthropoda, Malacostraca, Decapoda, Varunidae.